Molecule: messenger RNA, 645 nt
Organism: Neofelis nebulosa (Clouded leopard)
Lineage: Eukaryota; Metazoa; Chordata; Mammalia; Carnivora; Felidae
Product: L-lactate dehydrogenase B chain-like
Exons: 2
Coding region: 1-645 (214 amino acids)
Biological process (GO): carboxylic acid metabolic process
Molecular function (GO): oxidoreductase activity, acting on the CH-OH group of donors, NAD or NADP as acceptor
Source: RefSeq, a predicted model, not a curated record
AUGGCAACUCUUGAGGAAAAACUGAUUGCACCAGUUGCAGAUGAGGAAACUGUCCCAAACAAUAAGACCACUGUAAGGGUACCUGGACAAGUCGAUAUGGCAUGUGCCAUCAGCGUUCUAGGAAAGUCUCUGGUUGAUGAACUUGCCCUUGUGGAUGUUUUGGAAGAUAAACUCAAAGGAGAAACGAUGCAUCUGCAACAUGGGAGCUUAUGUUUUCAGACACCUAACAUUAUGGCAGAUGAAGAUUACUCUGUGAUUUCCAAUUCUAAGACUGUGGUGGUAACUGCAGGAGUCCUCCAGCAGGAGGGAGAGAACCAUCUCAAUCUGGUGCAGAGGAAUAUUAAUGUCUUCAAAUGUAUUAUUUCUCAGCUAGUCAAGUACAGUCCUGACUCCACCAUAAUUGAGGUUUCUAGCCCAGUGGAUAUUCUCACAUAUGUUACCAGGGAAUUAAGUGGACUACCCAAGCACCAUGUGAUUGGAAGUGGGUGUAAUAAUCUGAAUUCUGCUAGAUUUUGUUGUCAUGUGGCUGAAAAAGUUGGCAUCCAUCCCAGAAGUUGCCGUGGAUGGAUUUGGGGAGAACAUGGCAACUCAAGCGUGUCUGGGUGGAGUGGAGUGCAUGUGGAGGGGUUUCUCUCCAGGAACUGA